Molecule: messenger RNA, 564 nt
Organism: Symbiodinium necroappetens
Lineage: Eukaryota; Dinophyceae; Suessiales; Symbiodiniaceae
Source: the annotation of a GenBank genome assembly
AUACCCCGGCAAGUGAGUGAUAUGAAAGUUCUCGCCAGUUGCUCUGGCCUCGCUAAGAUGUUGGGCUACGACGCCGAAUCGGCGAAGGUGGUGGUUUUGGCGAGCAGUGCCUCCAUGGCACUGAGCUUUGACGCGGAUGCGCGCGAAGUUCGGUGCCAGAUCGCAUCGCUGAGUGAGGAAGAGUGCAAGCAGCAGGAGGAGCUCGCCAAGCACCUGAAAGCCCAGACCCUCGAGGAGGUCCGGCAGGAAGCCAUGGGCGAGCAGGGAAAGGAGAUCAAGCGCUUCUUCGGCAUCGAUGCGCAGGGCGGCUUUGGCCCAGAAAAGGUCAAGGCUGCCAAGGAGGUGGCGCGCCGCGUGGCCGACGCCCCGUUCAACCAGUGUGUCAGGGCCGAGGACUUUGAGGCACGUUUCACCAGCAAACACCUAGCACAGGCAGUGAAGGCACAAGGUGCCCACUGCAUCUACGUCAAGGCCACCACUAAGGCCGAUGAGCGGUAUUGUGCAGCGUCACCGUCAGUGCACGUUCUGCUCAAGCGGAAGACCAGGUGGUUGGGAAUCUUCUGA